AUAAAAAUACAGUGAACGAUGUAAGUUAAAAAUCCUCAGGAAAGAAUACGCAUUUGAAGAGGGCAUUGCAAAGAGGAUAACUUGAAACCUUUUCAUACAGCGGACGUGGGCGCGCCUUUAGUGCUCCUCUGUAUUAAUAUUCUUCAGUUUUACGCGGCACUUAGCCUGGAGUAAGCAGCGAUGUUUUAUGCCCCAUAAAAGGAAGCUAUUUCUGCCUAAAGGAAAUACCUGAAUAGGGCAGAGGAAGACUGCUUACGCUGUGGCUUUCAGAAUAUAGAAGAUCAGAAGUUUACACCGUAAUUUUGUGCUUGAAAAGUUCUGGUCCUUCCCGUUCCUAAGAUUUAAAUUUCUGUGGUUUUUUGUAUAUGCGUGUGUGUGUGUAUAUAUAUAUGUAUGUAUGUAUAUAUUCAUAUGAAGACAAAACUUUCUCUUUUAAUUCUGUUUUUCUAGACCAUUUCUAAUUGCCAAAAUAUAAUUUUGAACUUUAAUUCUCUGUCAAAUCACCUGCAGUCCCUCCUAUUUUUACGUUGCCAAUACACUAUUUUUAAGUUAACUUCCCCCGCUCCCUGAGUUAAUGAAAAAUGCUGUUUUGACUCAAAGCACAAAAGUUUUGCUUAAACUGUCAGAAGGAAACAUGACUAUUUCUAACUCAAAAUAAUGAAAAGACAGACUGUUUUCAUGCAUCUCUCUCUUCUCCUUGCAGAUGAAACUUUAUGCCUAACUCAACCCAAAAUACUGAAUACCCCUAAAAUAAUAAUUUCGAAGAGUUUACCAUUAAUUUAAAAAUGUCACGCAUCUCUAGUAUUUACCCGUAUUUCUCAAAUUAACUUAGCGUUAGAAUGCCAACCUUAAUAGUAUCUUGAAUUACCCCUAAGCGCACGUAUCAUCAAUAACAUGAGUGCACUUUUACUUACCACUAUAAUAUUUUCUUGUCCAAAGUCUGUUAGGGUUUGGGUUUUUUUUUUAAAUACAGGGCUUUUUAUUUCAUUUACUCAGCGUUGAGGAUUCCUCACGGCACUUGAUCUACUCUCAGAAGAAAUGCUUUUUUCUGAAUUACAUAACGUAUAGCCCUAUGAACAGCAAAAAUCCUAUUAAAAACUCUGAUCUUUUGGAAACCUGUCAUGGUGGUCAUGUUUUAAAUUUGGGAUAUUUUUUAUUUGCUCAGCAGACCGCAGGAAUUUCGAGAGUGAAGCUGAAUGAAACCAUGGAAAUUAGUCAGGAGAGCGAGCAUCGUUGGUAUUCUGUAUGCAUCGCUGAUACCAGAAAAAUGGUUGUGAAUGAAAACCAUCACUAUGCUUUCGAAAGACCGCAACUGGAGCCAGGGCUUCUUCGCAGUGGAAGCUGUACCACGAAUGUAUCUCUAGCUUGGAAGUUUGUGUGGUGUUCUAGCGGCUCCAGUAACACUCUGAGCAGCCUCGAGGACAUGAAAGGCGACGCAGCGUGGGCCAGCCUGCGAGGAGAGCUGAGCCGCGGCCCGGCUUCUCAGUUCAUCCUGCACCCAACACACACCUAUCCCUCGCCGUUUUCCUCCUUUCCGUACGAGGCUGGACGGGAGAGGAGAACGGCUACUGCAGGCCCCCCUGAACAACAUCUCUGCCGCUGCUCUUACUUUAAGGUCCUGAAAACCCAGGAUAAAUCAGGAAACAUUUGCCACCGUAUGUUCUUUCAGCGUAAAAGAAAUCCAACAUACGAUUGAUAAUUGACCCGAACAGUUCUUUUGAUAAAUUUACGUCUCCUCUCAAUCUGCUGUUGAAGUGCCUUUCAGAUGUGGAUUCAUUUAUCCUUCCAGCAUUUCUGUCUUAGGCAAAAUCGUUUUGUUAGUUUGUAGGAGCUAAAUCACAGCUAUUCCCUUUAGUUACUUAAUGGCGGACUCUUAAUGUCUUGGUCUCUCUCUGUGUGCAAAUAAAAAUACGACCUGGUUUUGCUACUCACAGGUAGUCUGGGGAGAUAAGAGAAUACAGAGUUGGAUGGUAGGAAAAAUAGCAAAAGUGGGGAAAAACCCCCAAAUCAGUCUUCUUGAUGGUUUUGAAUUUUUAGUGAGGUUGAAAGAUGUUAACUUUACGUGGACUGAUAUUCAGGUUAAAUGAUGCACGGAGCGUAAUAUUACUCCUAGG
This is a messenger RNA of Chroicocephalus ridibundus (black-headed gull), 2114 nucleotides long. RefSeq lists its product as uncharacterized. Lineage: Eukaryota; Metazoa; Chordata; Aves; Charadriiformes; Laridae. The coding region runs from base 1073 to 1696 and encodes 207 amino acids. The record is from RefSeq and is a predicted model, not a curated record. The transcript is spliced from 4 exons.